Messenger RNA from Trichoderma breve, 507 nucleotides. RefSeq lists its product as uncharacterized. The transcript is spliced from 4 exons. Bases 1 to 507 code for a protein of 168 amino acids. The record is from RefSeq and is a predicted model, not a curated record. NCBI's taxonomy places the organism in Eukaryota, Fungi, Ascomycota, Sordariomycetes, Hypocreales, Hypocreaceae.
AUGAUCAUCAGCAUCAACAUUAUCAUCCUUGUCGUCAUCACGUGGCAAUUUACUAACCAUAGUCUACCCAGUCGUGUUGUUUUACAAAAUUUCUCUCUCUUCUCUCUCUCGCACUCCCACCAAACCAAAAUCUUGUCAAUCUCUUCCGAGAGAUGGUGGCUGCUGUUUCGGCUAACGCCGGCGCGGGGCGUGGUGGUGCCUCUGCCACCACCCCCAACAACCAUCAAUCUGGUUCGGGUGGAAUGGGCCGAGGAGGCCAAGGACGAGGCCAAGGUCGAGGCCGGGGAGAAGGAGUACAGACUGGCCGAGGAAGAGGCCAAGGACAAGGACAAGGACAAGGACAAGGACAAGGAGGAGGUCGAGGAAGAGGUCAAGGAAGAGUCCGAGGCGGUCGUGCUUGUGCCCGCUGCUACCGUUGUUCAUCAGCCAUCAGGGCUGGUCGACCCUCUCCCCGAAAGACGGCAUAUUGGCGCCGCGAAAGCGCGCCGUUCUCACCACAUCCAGUAA